GAGUCCCACCAACGCCUCAGAAACAUACCACAGUUAAUGUUCCAAGUACAAGAGUCCCACCAACGUCUCAGAAACCCAGCAUGGUUAAUGUUCCAGAUACAAGAGUCUCACCAAAACCUCAGAAACCUACCAAAGCAAAUAUUCCAUCUACAGCAGGCCCAACACCUCAGAAAACCAAUAUUGCUAUUGUCCCAGCUACAGAAAUCCCACCAACACCUCAGAAAGCCAACACAGCAGAUGUGCCAGCUACAGAAAUCCCACCAACACCUCAGAAAGCCAACACAGCAGAUGUGCCAGCUACAGAAAUCCCACCAACACCUCAGAAAGCCAACACAGCAGAUGUGCCAGCUACAGAAAUCCCACCAACACCUCAGAAAGCCAACACAGCAGAAAUCCCACCAACACCUCAGAAAGUCAACACAACAGAUGUCCCAGCUACAGAAGUCUCACCAACACCUCAGACAACCAACACAGCAGAUGUCCCAACUACAGAAAUUCUACCGGUACCUCAGAAAGCCAACACAGCAGAUGUCCCAACUACAGAAAUCCCACCAACACCUCAGAAAGCGGACAUAGCAGAUGUCCCAACUACAGAAAUCCCACCAACACCUCAGAAAGUCAAUACAACAGAUGUCCCAGCUACAGAAGUCUCACCAACACCUCAGAUAACCAACACAGCAGAUGUCCCAACUACAGAAAUUCUACCAGUACCUCAGAAAGCCAACACAGCAGAUGUCCCAACUACAGAAAUCCCACCAACACCUCAGAAAGCCGACACAGCAGGAGUCCCAACUACAGAAAUCCCACUAACACCUCAGAUAACCAACAUAGCAAUUGUUCCAGCUACAGAAAUCCCACCAUCACCUCAGAAAGCCAACACAGCAGAUGUCCUAGCUACAGAAGUCUCACGAACACCUCAGAAAACCAACACAGCAAAAAGUUCAGUCACAAAACCAGCACCAGCUCAGAUGUCCCUCAUAUCAACUACUGAGUCUGCACAAACCCCACCAAUAACACAGCAUCUCACCACAGUUAAUUCUUCUGCUGUACAAACUGCACAGCCAACCCAGAGAUUUGCCACAGCAAAACCUUCAUUGACACUGAAAUCUCCAGCAACACAAAGGCCCACCAUUUCACACUUCUCAAUGACCAAGGGUCUCCAUAUUGUUACACAAAGAUUCACUUCUGCUCAUAUUACAGCAACACAGCCUGUACCUGCUGUCAAGACAACGGUACGUUACCCAACAAGAACAUCUAAAGAUAAAGGAGAGCCUAACUCAGGUGGUGACCAUUUUAUAUAUGGACAUACAUGUUUAAUAACCUUGACAGUUUUGCAUGCGAUGCUAUUACUCAUUGGCUAGUUGACGUAGCCAUCGAAGAGUUAAGAAGAAAGUAUAUACAACUACUGAGAAUACUUCUAGUUUGUUAGACUGUCCAGGAAGAAUGGAUACAAUAAAUUUAAUAGUGUUGUUUGUUCUGUAUGCUGUCAUCGUCUUCAAGGUGUGUUAGAAAUGUUAACAAAGCAAGAAGAAAGGCGUUUGUCUGAAAUGGUAUUCUGGAUGCAUAUAAAUCUUCAAAUAUUUCAAAAUAUUUCAAAACCAGACAAAUUCACAACAUUGUAUGGUCUCUUCUAAAAAGUGUGGGAAAGAAUGGGGAGAAGGAAAUCAUGAUUUCUUAGGCUAGAUCUAUCCUGUUAAUCUAGCUUACAACGAAAAUGGGAAGCUAAACAUACUGAUUAGAUUGUAAAAGUAAAACCAAGUCCCCAAAUGAAAUUUCCUUUCUUGUAAGCAGAAUCACCACAGAGGUGGAACAUUCUAAUUUAGCCCCUGACUUGAAGGUGUUUUCAUUUCUACUCUCCAUGAAAAUGAGUUGGUAAAAGGUUGUAAAGGCAGAGCAUGCUAACGAACCAGCAGCGGACUGGGAAAAUAGCUCACUCAGUACAGUGCUUGCCCCGUGAGCCUAAAUCCCUGGGCUCCUCCUUCAAUAUUUAUAAUCCCAGUACUUGGGAGGUGAAGGCAAGAAGAUCAGAGGUUCAAGGUCAUUCUGUGUUACCUAGAGAGUUUCAGGCCAGCCUGGGAUACCUGAGACUCUGUAGUAACACACAAACGUCAUCAAUGGAUGGAUGGAUAUAGGUGGAUAGAUAGAUAGAUAGAUAGAUAGAUAGAUAGAUAGAUAGAUAGAUAUGAAGAAUGUUGAGCCUUUGGCUUAGUUGAUGGCAAAUGAAGAGGAUAUGAUUGGAGACCACCUUUAUUAAUCUACCUUUGAACACACAGAUCUGAAUCAGGAAUAGUUCACCGCUUUUAAGAAGGAUACGCUGCAGUUUGCUCUCAGGGAAAUCUUGUUUUCACCAGUAAAAAUGCCUUAGGAAGUUGUCUUUACUGACUGGUUAUUUGUAUAAUAGUGUCUGGUGGUAUCGUAUCAUCUAGAUAUGAGCAGAUUUUGUACUUCUGACGUGACAUGUUUAUAGCCAAAUUGUAAAUCAUUUUCUUUUGUAAUAUUAAGAUAAACCUAUUUAUAUUUAUUUAUAUCAGUGAACAUUUUGGUUUUAAAUGUAUAUCAAGGAGAUAUGUAAUAAAAAGAAUUUCCUUUGAAUAGAAAUAAAUAAAUAUUCACA
Apodemus sylvaticus (European woodmouse) is the source of this 2614-nucleotide messenger RNA. RefSeq names its product CD55 molecule (Cromer blood group) (gene Cd55). Bases 81 to 1361 code for a protein of 426 amino acids. The record is from RefSeq and is a predicted model, not a curated record. Lineage: Eukaryota; Metazoa; Chordata; Mammalia; Rodentia; Muridae. The transcript is spliced from 3 exons.